This is a messenger RNA of Diachasma alloeum, 2817 nucleotides long. It is a transcript of the gene alpha-Man-Ib, whose product is annotated as endoplasmic reticulum mannosyl-oligosaccharide 1,2-alpha-mannosidase. Lineage: Eukaryota; Metazoa; Arthropoda; Insecta; Hymenoptera; Braconidae. Gene Ontology annotation, cellular component: endoplasmic reticulum; membrane. Gene Ontology annotation, molecular function: calcium ion binding; mannosyl-oligosaccharide 1,2-alpha-mannosidase activity. Bases 475 to 2271 code for a protein of 598 amino acids. The transcript is spliced from 2 exons. Gene Ontology annotation, biological process: carbohydrate metabolic process; N-glycan processing. The record is from RefSeq and is a predicted model, not a curated record.
CCAGGUACUACGAACCCCAGCUGUUUCGGUUUCCGACAACAACUCGAGGAACCUCUGCUACUCCGAGAGAGUGCGAGAGAGUAAGAAGUAAAGUGCAUCUUGUCAAAAAGGAGUAACCUCAGCCGUAUACCCCACUUCACACACAAAUCCCCACUUAUGCUCGUGCUCCCCACCACUGAAAUCGAGUUUAGUCUUCGACAAAACUGAGUAUAUAUAUAGGAUUUGACACGCUGUCCAAUGUCCCAGGGAGCCAUGUAUAAUCCAAGAAUUCCCAAAAACUCAAAUCCUCUCUGAAUUGUGAGCACAAGGAAUUGAUCGACUCAUCGGUUUAAAUGAGGUCCAAGAUAUCCCCAAUCCUCUGCUCAAAAUUCAUGUUGAUUUUUGGAUCACACCGGUUGUGUUGCAUUUCGGCCCGAGAUUUUUAACCUCAACGACAAUCACAAAUCAUCCGGCGAUAAAGGAGAAUAAGUAAAAAUGUUGCCACGAGACACUAGUAAGACUGACUACAUAAGUUUGAAUAUAAACGAUCCUGGAACAUACCUGAAGCCCUCGAGGAGCCUGUGGAGACAAUGGAAUCAGAUGUCCAGGUUUCAGCGGAAUGUAUUUUGGUUCCUGGUGAUCACUGCUCUUCUUAUAUUAUUUUAUCUGCUUCCUGGUGGCACGAAGAACGUGAUUAUUGACGAUGGCAGUGAUUAUGUGAAUGCUAAAGUCGCUCAGGAGAUUCCGAAGGGGGACAGCAUCCCCGAGGAGGUGGUGGUGGACAGUGAGAACCAGGGUGUGGGACCCGGUGGUGGUGAGGUCAUUGAGGAGCCUGAGUUCCAGCCUGAGAUCAAUCAGGUGGACGAUGAUCAGAUUAAUGAGCCACCACAGCCCAAGCCCAAUGCUAUGGUCUUCCAUGGGCCUCAGAACGACAGGCAAAAGGCUGUGGUCAGGGCUUUCAAGCACUCCUGGGCUGGAUAUGUCAAGUUUGCUUGGGGACAUGACAACGUUAAACCUAUUUCCAGGGGAUAUCACGAGUGGUUUGGACUCGGAUUGACUAUUGUUGAUUCUUUGGAUACUAUGUACAUUAUGGGACUCAAAGAAGAAUUUGCACAGGCACGUGCUUGGGUAGAAGAGAGUCUAGUUUUCCACACAAACAGAGACGUAAACCUCUUCGAGGUCACCAUAAGAGUCCUAGGAGGACUGCUGUCAGCAUAUCACCUGUCUGGGGACAAAAUAUUCCUCGAGAAAGCCAUCGACUUGGGGGAUCGAAUGAUGCCAGCAUUUUCCACAAGAUCUGGAGUGCCUUACUCAGACGUAAACUUGGGAACAAAGAGUGCGCAUCAUCCCAAAUGGGGGCCUGACAGCAGUACGAGUGAAGUAACGUCAAUUCAACUGGAGUUUCGUGACCUCAGCAGAACCACAGGUCAGCCUAGAUUCGAGGCUGCAGUGGCCAAAGUCUCGGAGCACGUUCACAAUUUAGAGAAGUACGAUGGACUCGUGCCGAUAUUUAUCAACGCCAAUACUGGACUGUUCAGGGAGUAUGCGACUAUUACACUUGGGGCUCGUGGGGACAGUUACUACGAGUACUUAUUGAAGCAGUGGGUGCAGACUGGCAGGACAAUAGAUUAUUUGAGGGACGAUUAUGUGGCUGGCAUUCAGGGGAUGCAGAAGCACUUGGUGAGACGAACAGCGAAGAAUAAAUUCCUGUUCAUUGCUGAAUUGAUAGGGGCCUCGAGGGAUAUGAAGCCUAAAAUGGACCACUUAACUUGCUAUUUACCAGGAACACUGGCUCUGGGUGUUCACAAUGGUCUUCCCUCUGAGCACAUGGAUUUCGCCAAGGAAUUAACAAGAACUUGUUAUCAGACUCACGUGAUUCAGCCCACGUUCUUAGCACCGGAAAUAACUUAUUUCAACGUUCAAGAUACUGGUGAGGAGAGUCAGAUGGACAUGUACGUAAAGUCAACUGAUGCCCACAAUUUAUUACGUCCAGAGUUCAUAGAGAGCCUCUUCUACAUGUGGUACUUCACUGGGAACAAGACUUAUCAAGCCUGGGGAUGGCAGAUAUUCCAGGGUUUUGAGAAUCACACGAAAUUCGAGAAUGGCUACACUAGCAUUGGAAAUGUCAGGAAUCGCAACAAUACGCGGCCCAGGGACAUGACUGAGAGUUUCUGGUUCGGUGAGACUCUUAAGUACUUUUAUCUGUUGUUUGAUGAUACGAGACAACUCGUAGAUCUUGACAGGUGGGUCUUCAAUUCUGAAGGGCAUCCUCUACCUAUUCAUGAGUCAUAACAACUUACUUGUCAAGUUGAGGUAGGUUAAUGGAGGAAAUCUUGAGGCCAGUGGGAAUGAUACAUUUAAGAGUACUUAAAAUCUUUGGAAAAGGAUUUCUCAGAGAGGAUUCCACUUCUACUUGUUACGGUACAAUUCAUUACUAGACGGCUCUCUAAUCAUUUUAUUAUAGUUGUGAUUCAUUCACUUGCGUAAAAUUUGAUGAUUACAUUCAUGACAAGCCGACAUGUAAACAUGUUCUGUCGAUAAUAAACAUUGCACAAACGGUAGAAAAGACUACGAUGCAAAAAUGUAAGAAAAACGUAGGGACGUUGAUCGACUAAUAAUUAGAUUCAUCAAAACUGAAUGGAAAAAUCAUUUUUCAAUAAAUAGUAAUUUUUGUAAAAUGUCAAGAAAUAUGACAGCAAUCAUCUGAAAACAUUUUCGACCACUCGGGGCAUUACCAGUGAACAUUCAAGCUCAAAAUUUUUUGGGAGGCAGACGAGAAUUCCCCAAAUUACGCUGAAUUUGCAAUUAAUUGAAAAUUCAAGAAUGUAUUCGUCUGAA